Puccinia graminis f. sp. tritici CRL 75-36-700-3 is the source of this 441-nucleotide messenger RNA. RefSeq lists its product as uncharacterized. The coding region runs from base 1 to 441 and encodes 146 amino acids. The transcript has 4 exons. Lineage: Eukaryota; Fungi; Basidiomycota; Pucciniomycetes; Pucciniales; Pucciniaceae. The record is from RefSeq and is a predicted model, not a curated record.
AUGUCCACCAAGGGGUAUGGCUUAAUAGGGAGUCGACUAUCCAUAGCCUUUCAGAAAGAUCUCAAUCUCCCAAACAAGUUUACUACACCCCCAGUGCACUUGGACGUCCAAGUGGCAGGGUCCAGGGGGAUGGCACCAGGACAGCCGCCCCCACAGAUCAGAGCAUCCCAGGCGCGUGCUCCUCCCAAAAUAAAAGGCCAGCCCUGGGAUGUCUUGGUGGAGCGUCCAUGUGAUGUCCCCCCAAAGCAUCCUACUGAUGGCCAGGAGGUAUUUGAGGGCCGUCUCCUCCAAAAUUCUAAAAAACUACUCCAAGUAACUCAAUCUAGGCAACAGGAUCGAGACAACUGCAUGGUUGUUCUUCAAUGUCUUCAAUUCAGCUAUCGUUACGAAUGGGGUUCAGGGGUGCUGAUCCCCCAUUCACCACCAGCAAUGGACCUCUGA